UUUAACCAAGUCGUUCCAUAUUGGAGGAGUUGAAACUUUAACUAGAGACAACACCAUACUUUAGCUAAACAAAAAUGAGGAAUUCACACCAUUAUCUAAUUGACAUUUUGCCUUAGGUGCUCUAUAUAUCAGUCAUUCCUUAUUUUGUACAAAUAAUCCCCACCAUUCAUCUCCUCAAGUUGCAAUAGUACAAUUGUUUUGUCCAAUUCAAUAGGUGUAGACAAUUGGCGCGCUUCCUUAACGUAUUGUUAGUCUCCUGAAGGUUUUUUUAAGCUUCAGGUUUAUCUACAACGUCUUUCUGUGUGUUAAAGACAGAGACUUGAUAACCAUGAAAAAUGUAGAUUCCAUUCGAACAAUCGCAAAUCGCUAUGCUGCCCAAUUGCAACUCUGUCACUCUCGAAACCCCGUGUCCUUUUCCCUUGCUCGUUGUGUCCAUGCCCACAUGAUAUGUUAUGGCUUCAAGCCACGUGGGCAUAUACUCAACCGUCUGAUCGACAUUUAUUGUAAAUCAUCAAAACUUAGCGACGCUCGUCAACUGUUCGACGAAAUUCCCCAACAAGACAUUGUCUCUAGAACGACGUUAAUCUCUGCAUAUUCUUCUUCAGGCAAUCUAAACAUGUGUGGUGAAAUAUUUAGCAAAACCCCAUUAAACCUGCGCGACACCGUUUUUUAUAAUGCGAUGAUCACGGCAUAUUCUCAUAAUAAUGAUGGUCCUGCGGCCAUUAAACUGUUUCGUGAUAUGAUGCGUGAUGAUUUCCGGCCGGAUAAUUUUACAUUUACGAGUAUUCUUAGUGCCUUGGCGCUUAUUGCGGACGAGGAAUAUGAGUGCAUGCAAAUGCACUCUGCCGUUGUGAAGUCAGGAACUGGCCUUUUUACUUCUGUAUUGAAUGCACUUGUGUCUGUCUAUGUUAAAUGUGCGUCUUCACCUUUUGUGUCAUCAGUUGCAUUGAUGAGUAUGGCUAGGAAAGUAUUUGACGAGAUGCCUGAGAGAGAUGAGUUGUCGUGGACCACAAUGAUUACCGGGUAUGUGAAGAAUGACAAGCUCGAUGCAGCUCGUGAGUUUCUUGAUGGGAUGAGUGAAAAAGUAGGCAUCGCUUGGAAUGCAAUGAUAUCUGGUUAUGUACAUCAGGAAUAUUAUCAAGAAGCGUUAGAAAUGUUCAGGAAGAUGCUUUCACUGGGGAUUCAGCUGGAUGAGUUUACAUACACGAGUGUUAUUAGUGCUUGUGCUAAUGCUAGAUUGCUACGGUUUGGAAAGGAGGUGCAUGCUUACUUAUUGAAGAUGGAGGUGAAGCCUACACCAGAGUUUUUAUUGCCGGUGAAUAAUGCGCUAGUUACAUUGUAUUGGAAAUGUGGUGAAGUUGAUAAGGCAAGAGAUAUUUUCAAUCAGAUGCCAGUGAAGGACCUAGUUUCAUGGAAUGGAAUUUUAUCAGCUUAUAUGAGUGUUGGUCACAUUGAUAAAGCUAAAUCAUUUUUUGGGGAAAUGAAGGAGAGGAAUCUUCUGUCAUGGACUGUGAUGAUUUCAGGAUUAGCACAAAAUGGGCUUGGGGAAGACGGUUUGAAGCUAUUUAGCCAGAUGAGAUUAGAAGGCUAUGAACCAUGUGAUUAUGCAUUUGCAGGAGCUAUUACUUCUAGUGCUGUACUUGGAGCAUUGGAGAAUGGGCGGCAGCUCCAUGCUCAACUUGUUCGGUUUGGGUAUGAGUCUAGCCUUUCGGCAGGAAAUGCACUGAUAACAAUGUAUGCAAGGUGUGGCCUUGUUGAAGCUGCCAACUGUGUGUUCAGAACAAUGCCUUUUGUGGAUUCUGUAUCUUGGAAUGCUAUGAUUGCAGCUCUAGGGCAACAUGGACAUGGUGUUCAAGCAGUUGAAUUUUAUGAAAAAAUGUUAAAAGAAGGUAUAUUACCAGACCGGAUAACUUUCCUCACUAUUCUCUCUGCUUGUAGCCAUGCAGGUUUAGUCAAAGAAGGAUGCCAUUUUUUUAAUUCAAUGUAUAGCCUUUAUAGUAUAACUCCUGGGGAAGAUCAUUAUGCCCGUUAUAUUGAUUUGUUGUGUCGAGCUGGGAAUUUCUCAGAAGCAAAAGGUGUGAUCAAAACAAUGCCAUUCAAACCUGGUGCACCAAUUUGGGAGGCUCUUCUUGCUGGUUGUCGUAUUCAUGGAAACAUGAAUUUGGGGAUUCAAGCUGCAGAACAGCUUUUUGAGCUGAUGCCACAACAUGAUGGAACAUAUGUACUUUUGUCAAAUAUGUAUGCCACAUUGCAAAAAUGGGAUGAUGUUGCUAAAGUGCGAAAAUUAAUGAGGGACAGAGGAAUAAAGAAGGAGCCUGCUUGUAGUUGGAUUGAGGUUGAAAAUAACGUCCAUGUAUUUUUGGUUGACGACACUGUGCAUCCUGAGGUGGAAGCAGUUUAUAAAUAUCUCGAGCAACUGGGGGUGGAGAUGAGAAAAUUAGGUUAUAUCCCUGACACAAAGUUUGUGUUGCAUGAUAUGGAAUCUGAUCAAAAGGAAUAUGCCUUGUCUACUCAUAGUGAGAAGCUUGCAGUUGCAUAUGGACUCAUGAAACUUCCUCUUGGAGCCAUAAUUAGGAUUUUUAAGAACCUUAGGAUUUGUGGGGACUGUCACAAUGCAUUCAAGUUCAUAUCAAAAGUAGCCGCAAGAGAGAUAGUUGUAAGAGAUGGGAAAAGAUUUCAUCAUUUCAGGGAUGGUGAAUGCUCCUGUGGUGAUUACUGGUAGGCGCAGAUUUUUAUUUUUAAAGGGAGUUUAAGUGGAGCAUUUCCACAAUCCAUGCAAGCUGUUGUGUUGGUCAGGAUGUAAAUUACACACAAUUACUGAAAACAGGAUGCAAAUACAUAAGUCAUGUCAUAACAGUGUUGCUGCAUGCUCCUACAAUUCAGGUGAGACAUGUCAUCAGAAUGUUGGUAACAUCUUUGAGGGUUGGUCCCACUGCACUCGGCACUCCAGGUUAUCCUCGUUACCUUGAAAGAUCUUUAAUUGGAGAAAAGAUAAGUGAAAUCUUUCAAGUAAAUUGUAUUGUUCACUGUUUUUGCAGGUUGUUAUAUAUUUUUUAAAUAAUUUAUAAUAUGAAGGUCCUUAAUUUAUUUGUGGUUGAUGUCAUUAGAGAGUUGGAGUGAACUGUUUAACGGAGACAACUGCAUAUUAUAUCAGCAGAACUUAGGUGUUUAUACAGAUCUUGUUUAGCAAACUCCUUCCUUCUCUAAUCUGGUUUUGAGGUUUUUUGUCCCAGUGAAUGUGAGAAGCUGCAUGGGCAGGCACUGUAUUUUUUGCAAUUUCAUUUUCACUUGAAAAAAUAAAAUGCUUCAUCAACUAAUUAAUCUUUUAAUGUUAAUAGGUGACUCUCUACAUUGGUCAUGAUUAUCUGAAACCUGCUGUGACUGCAGAAGCGAGAUAACUGUCACCAAAUGAUUAAUAUUUGUUUGCAGCCAAAGAUCAACAGAGGUGGAAUCUGGGAUUUUCUAAAAGCCAGCAAUGGCGUCCAACUGACAGGGAGCGCAAUCACACUCAUUCUUCUCCACUGUACUAACGACUGAGUGGAGGUGUCCUUUUCUUUGGGAUAAAUUAUCUAUAAAACAAUAAAGUUAUUUAUAUUAUUUUUAUUGACGUAUUAAUAUAUAAUUAAUAUUAUUUAAUUUUUAAUUAUUUAAUUAGAUAA
Messenger RNA from Mangifera indica (mango), 3659 nucleotides. Its product is annotated as pentatricopeptide repeat-containing protein At1g25360. Gene Ontology annotation, biological process: RNA modification. NCBI's taxonomy places the organism in Eukaryota, Viridiplantae, Streptophyta, Magnoliopsida, Sapindales, Anacardiaceae. The coding region runs from base 329 to 2722 and encodes 797 amino acids. The record is from RefSeq and is a predicted model, not a curated record. Gene Ontology annotation, molecular function: protein binding; zinc ion binding; RNA binding. The transcript has 2 exons.